CUGGGCGGAAGAGAGACGGCCCGAGAUCGAAGUCAAUUCACGGUUUUUGUUUUUGGGUCAUAGUUUCGGCCGUCGGCAGAUUUUACGAUCCCUUGUGCACUACUUUGAUUUUUUACUGUUUCGCGCGAAAAACUCGCGAACACAUUUCCAUGUUUCCCUGUUUUUUUGCGGCCCCGGAGGCCACGCAAAAAAAAUCACAAUUUUCAUAAACCGAAUUUUCUAUUUUUUGUUUGACUCGGGAAAAAUCGGCGUGAGUUUUUAUGGCCGAACGUCAAGGUCCGGGACUGCUGCAUUUUUUUAGGGAACACUAUUUUCGCAGCACUCGUAAUGACUUCGUAUAAAAAAGAAAAUCUACCUGAGUUUUAUGACUGGACAGCGCGAAAAAAAUGAAAAUGAACGCAUAGGGUUGCAUAAUCCGGCAGCUUAAGUUUUUUGGCCUGUUGUGAUCAUAAAAAACGCCCAUCCUGCCGAGUUUUUCACAGUUUCCUAUAAAUAUCCUGGGCCGCGCAGUGCUCAGCAUCAGUUGCUCAGCAGCAUUCCAAGCGAACAGAUCGAACACAGCCAGAUCCUCCUCACAUCGAUCGUGAGAAAAUCCCACAACAUUCCGACAAAUAUCACUACAACAUGGUGUUCAACUUGAUGAACCAGACAUGCAAGGUGUGCGGCGAGCCGGCGGCGGGCUUCCACUUUGGCGCCUUCACCUGCGAGGGCUGCAAGUCCUUCUUCGGCCGAUCGUACAACAACAUCAGCACCAUCAGCGAGUGCAAGAACGAGGGCAAGUGCAUCAUCGACAAGAAGAACCGCACCACCUGCAAGGCCUGCCGCUUGAGGAAGUGCUACAACGUGGGCAUGUCCAAGGGCGGAUCCCGCUACGGCCGUCGCUCCAACUGGUUCAAGAUCCACUGCCUGCUGCAGGAGCACGAGCAGGCCGCUGCGGCGGCGGGCAAGGCGCCACCCACAGUGGGUGGUGGUGCCCCGUCGGCCUCCUCGCCGGUGGGUUCGCCACACACGCCCGGCUUCGGGGACAUGGCCGCCCAUCUGCACCACCACCAUCAGCAGCAGCAGCAGCAACAGCAGGUGCCGCGUCACCCACAUAUGCCUCUGCUGGGCUACCCCAGCUAUCUGCCCGAUCCCGCUGCCGCCCUGCCCUUCUUCAGCAUGAUGGGGGGCGUGGCACCGCACCAGUCGCCCUUCCAGCUGCCGCCGCACCUCCUCUUCCCCGGCUACCAUGCCAGCGCGGCCGCUGCAGCGGCUUCGGCCGCGGAUGCCGCCUACCGCCAGGAGAUGUACAAGCACCGCCAGAGCGUGGACUCCGUGGAGUCGCAGAACCGCUUCAGCCCCGCCAGCCAGCCACCGGUGGUGCAGCAGCAGCAGCAGCCACAGCAGCCCCUCUCGGCCCGCCAGUCGCCCAUCGAUGUGUGCCUGGAGGAGGAUGUCCAGUCCGUGCAUAGCCACCAGUCCAGCGGCAGCCUCCUGCAUCCCAUUGCCAUCCGAGCCACCCCGACCAGCAGCCCCCUGAGCUUCGCCGCCAAGAUGCAGAGCCUUUCGCCCGUUUCCGUGUGCUCCAUUGGUGGCGAAACCACCAGCCCAGUGGCUCCAGUGCAUCAGACCGCCACAGCCAGCGCCCAGGAUGGACCCAUGGACCUGAGCAUGAAGACCUCGCGCAGCUCGGUGCACAGCUUCAACGACAGCGGCUCCGAGGAUCAGGAGCUGGAGGUGGCUCCCCGGCGCAAGUUCUACCAGCUGGAGGCCGAGUGCCUGACCACCACCACCAGCAGCAGCAGCAGUUCCUCCCACUCCCACUCGCCCAGCACCACCCACGCGGAGGUCAAGCGGCAGAAGCUGGGUGGUGCUGAGGCCACCCACUUCGGUGGCUUCGCGGUGGCCCAUAAUGCGGCCAGUGCCAUGAGGGGUAUUUUCGUGUGUGUCUGAGUACACGGCGAAAAAAUCCAAGUGGGAGGAGUCGCCCCAAAACCCUCGUUGUUUAUUUUUGUUACUUAAAAGAAAAUGUAAAUUUUGUUCGUGUGCUCGCUCGCACUUGGAGGAGGCGAAAGAGACAGGGACAGACAGGUUUCGCUGGAAAGAGACAGCUAGCCAGGUAGUUGCAUUGCACUCGCACACUCACACAUACACACACCACACACACACACUCGCCUAUUGAGCUCAUAUCCAAAAAUUAUUUUUAUGAAAACGUUGAAAAUUGUAAAUAUAUCUUUGAGCUUGUUUGCAAUUGUAUUUUAAAGUUACAGAGCCGUAGAAGUAGUAAUCAUUCCCACCCUCGAAACGCUAUUGUACAUACAAAAUUGUUAAGUCUAAGAAUGAUCUUUAUUGUCACUAAGUAUUUUAUUGUAUUCUAGUUCUAGUUGAUGUACGUCUAUAGAUUGGCUUUUAGUAUUAUGCAAAGAAAAAUAAAAACUAUUAAAAAUUAAA
Messenger RNA from Drosophila biarmipes, 2430 nucleotides. It is a transcript of the gene kni, whose product is annotated as zygotic gap protein knirps. The transcript is spliced from 3 exons. The coding region runs from base 625 to 1932 and encodes 435 amino acids. The record is from RefSeq and is a predicted model, not a curated record. Gene Ontology annotation, molecular function: zinc ion binding; DNA-binding transcription factor activity; sequence-specific DNA binding. NCBI's taxonomy places the organism in Eukaryota, Metazoa, Arthropoda, Insecta, Diptera, Drosophilidae. Gene Ontology annotation, biological process: regulation of DNA-templated transcription.